UGGCCGCGGCGGAGGACGAGCUGCGGAGCCGGGGGAGUCCGCGCGACCCCGGUCCCCACCGGGAGGAGUAACCAAUGUGAAACAUGUUGUAGAAGUAUUCAAGAAGUGGCUGAAGGAAGGAAGGAAGUGCCACUGCCUAUCAGAAAAUAAAACAUGGGAAAUACAACCACCAAAUUCCGCAAAGCACUCAUCAAUGGUGAUGAAAACCUGGCUUGCCAAAUAUAUGAAAAUAAUCCUCAGCUAAAAGAAUCCCUUGAUCCAAAUAUAUCCUAUGGAGAGCCCUAUCAGCACAACACUCCCUUACACUAUGCUGCUAGACAUGGAAUGAAUAGAAUAUUAGGGACUUUUCUUUUUGGUAGAGAUGGAAACCCAAAUAAACGGAAUGUGCACAAUGAAACAUCUAUGCAUUUGUUGUGUAUGGGACCUCAAAUCAUGAUAUCUGAAGGAACCCUUCAUCCUCGCUUAGCACGCCCUGUGGAAGAUGAUUUCAGAAGGGCAGAUUGUCUGCAGAUGAUCUUAAGAUGGAAAGGAGCAAAACUUGACCAGGGUGAAUAUGAGAGAGCAGCUAUUGAUGCUGUUGAUAACAAAAAAAACACACCCCUUCACUAUGCUGCAGCCUCAGGGAUGAAAGCCUGUGUAGAGCUUUUAGUAAAACAUGGAGGAGACUUGUUUGCCGAAAAUGAAAAUAAAGAUACUCCUUGUGAUUGUGCGGAAAAGCAACACCACAAAGACCUGGCCCUCAGUCUGGAGUCUCAGAUGGUGUUCUCUCGGGACCCAGAGGCUGAAGAGAUAGAAGCUGAGUAUGCUGCGUUAGACAAACGAGAGCCAUAUGAAGGACUCAGGCCCCAAGAUCUUCGUAGGUUGAAAGAUAUGCUUAUUGUGGAGACGGCAGACAUGCUCCAGGCCCCUCUGUUUACUGCUGAAGCGCUGCUUCGAGCUCACGAUUGGGACAGGGAGAAAUUACUUGAAGCUUGGAUGUCCAACCCAGAGAACUGCUGCCAACGGUCAGGGGUGCAGAUGCCAACUCCACCACCAAGUGGGUACAAUGCCUGGGACACGCUUCCUUCUCCGAGAACUCCAAGGACCACGCGCUCUUCUGUCACCUCUCCAGAUGAAAUCAGCCUGUCUCCUGGGGAUCUAGAUGCCAGUUUGUGUGACAUCUGUAUGUGCAGUAUCUCUGUGUUUGAGGAUCCAGUGGACAUGCCCUGUGGACAUGAUUUUUGUAGAGGCUGUUGGGAGUCGUUUUUAAAUAUGAAAAUUCAAGAAGGUGAAGCCCAUAACAUUUUCUGCCCUGCCUACGAAUGCUUUCAGCUUGUGCCUGUAGAUGUCAUAGAGAGUGUAGUUUCUAAGGAGAUGGACAAACGAUACCUGCAGUUUGAUAUUAAGGCCUUUGUUGAAAAUAAUCCUGCCAUUAAAUGGUGUCCUACUGCAGGCUGUGAAAGAGCGGUCAGACUAACAAAACAGGGAUCAAAUCCAUCUGGUUCUGACACACUCAGCUUCCCAUUGCUGAGAGCCCCUGCUGUGGACUGCGGCAAAGGACACCUCUUCUGCUGGGAGUGCCUUGGUGAAGCACAUGAGCCUUGUGACUGCCAAACAUGGAAAAAUUGGCUACAAAAAAUAACUGAAAUGAAGCCAGAAGAACUUGUUGGAGUCAGUGAAGCCUAUGAGGAUGCUGCCAACUGUCUGUGGUUGUUAACUAACUCCAAGCCUUGUGCGAACUGUAAGUCUCCAAUACAGAAGAAUGAAGGCUGCAAUCACAUGCAGUGCGCCAAGUGCAAGUACGACUUUUGCUGGAUUUGCUUAGAAGAAUGGAAAAAACAUAGUUCUUCCACUGGAGGUUAUUACAGAUGUACUCGCUAUGAAGUCAUUCAGCAUGUAGAAGAGCAAUCCAAGGAAAUGACUGUGGAGGCUGAGAAGAAACAUAAACGGUUUCAGGAACUUGACAGAUUUAUGCACUAUUACACAAGAUAUAAAAACCAUGAGCAUAGUUAUCAGUUAGAACAACGCCUUCUUAAAACAGCCAAAGAAAAGAUGGAACAAUUGAGUAGAGCUCUCAAAGAAACUGAAGGAGGCUGUCCAGACACCACUUUCAUCGAAGAUGCAGUACGCGUUCUCCUAAAGACUCGACGCAUCCUCAAGUGUUCUUAUCCAUAUGGAUUUUUCUUAGAACCUAAAAGCACAAAGAAAGAAAUUUUUGAACUAAUGCAAACAGACCUAGAAAUGGUCACUGAAGACCUUGCCCAAAAAGUCAACAGGCCUUAUCUUCGUACUCCCCGCCACAAGAUCAUCAGGGCAGCAUGCCUGGUACAGCAGAAAAGGCAAGAAUUCCUGGCAUCUGUAGCUCGUGGUGUUGCUCCUGCAGACUCACCGGAUGCUCCCAGGCGCAGCUUUGCCGGUGGAACUUGGGAUUGGGAAUAUUUAGGAUUUGCAUCACCUGAGGAAUAUGCUGAAUUUCAGUAUCGGAGGAGGCAUAGACAGCAGCGCCGUCGAGGAGACGUGCACAGCCUGCUCAGUAACCCCACAGAUCCAGAAGAACCAAGCGAAAGCACUUUUGCAGAGAUACCAGAUGGUGGCAGCAGCCGCAGGCCUGGCACAUCCGUGGUAAGCUCUGCGUCUAUGAGUGUCCUGCACAGCUCCUCCCUGCGGGACUACAGCCCUGCCAGUCGUUCUGCAAACCAGGACUCUCUCCAGGCUCUGAGUUCCCUGGAUGAAGAUGACCCCAACAUACUCCUUGCCAUACAGCUGUCACUGCAAGACUCUGGGCUGGCUGUCGGUGAAGACACCAGACACUUCCUUAGUAACGAAGCCUCCCUAGGAGCCAUCGGCACUUCCUUACCUUCGCGGCUGGACUCAGCACCCAGGAGCACAGAGAGUCCUCGGGCUGCACUGAGCAGCUCUGAGCUGCUGGAGCUUGGUGACAGCCUCAUGAGACUAGGAGCAGACAGUGACCCAUUCUCAACUGACACUUUGAGUUCACGCCCUCUCAGUGAGACAAGAAGUGAUUUCUGUCCCUCUUCCAGUGACCUUGACUCAGCUGGCCAGGACCCCAGUGCCAAUGACAAUCUUCUUGGCAAUAUUAUGGCUUGGUUUCAUGACAUGAACCCUCAGAGUAUCGCCCUGAUUCCUCCAGCAGCAGCCACGGACAUUAGUGCAGAGCCUCAGCUUCCCUCUAUCGGAGGUGGGUCAGAAGAUGUGAGGGACAUGGAACUGGUGCCACCAGAAGAAGACUCAGUGUCCAGAGACAUUGUCCAUGAAGGUGUCCAUGAAGGAGAAGGAGCCCAGAUGGAAGAGAACAGUCCAGCCAGGGAAGAGUUGUCUCAAGCUGGUGACAGUAGUAAUGAAGCAGUUGGCAGAGGGGAUGGGUCAGAUGCGGCCAGUCAAACCCCUCAAACCUCAAGUGACUGGCCUGAGCAAGUACAUUUAGUAUGAAAUGCACACAUUUGCUCUCCGGGUAAAUCGCAGUACAGGGACCUGCUAGGUGGCGUGUGCUUUAUAGAGACUUGGACUUAAUCUGAACUCAGUUGUAAAUCACUGACAUUAGGAUUGAAUGCAAAAGAGUUCCCUCAGACGGUAGCUACAGUGCCGACUUUAACCUUACAGGGAGUUUCUUUUGUAUUUAUCCCUUUUUUAGUGACAAAAAGGAGCUGGAGAAAACGCAGUGGAAAAAGUGGGUUGGCGCCCACAUUCUGAGAAAAUGCAGUGCUGUCUAGCCUGGAGGUGGCAGUACUUCAGUUGACCGUUUAAAUCAAAAGCUUACUCCUUACUCCUUAGAUGGCUUUCCUCUUUUUUAAAAAAGUGAAAAGUUUUCUUCAUUGUAGAAGUUGGGCUGGACAGUCCUGAUAAUGUGUCCUCAGUAUCUGUGUCCUCUUCGGGAGCCUCCUUCCCCUGUCCGAGCAGUAUGAGCUGAGGUAUCCAUGCCGCUUUCAGUGCUGCAUCUACCACAGUGUGAGUGGUUUUGUUUUCACAUGAAUCAAAGAUUCCUCCUUCUCACGUCUAUUCACAGUCCAAUUGUGCCAAACUCUGACUAACAAGGCAUUUAGGUGUGCUGCCUCCUGGUGUGCUCCAGGGCAGUGUCGCUGUUCUCGGGAGUAAAAGUGCCACUCGGUAGCAAUGACGUCCAGAACUUAAUAGGCUUUUGUUGCCAUGGAGACUGCAUUUAAAUAAAUGUAGCCUGUAGCUUAAGUAAACUAAAACUAAUGCUGCUGUUAAAACAGUUUAUUUUAAUAUUAAAAUACAGUUGAUUAGCAACAGCGGUGCUGUAUUUAAGAGACACUUUAUUGGAAGUGCAAUCAUAGUUCUUUGUUUUCACAAUUUUACAGUGCAUUCUAAUUAUUAACGGGUGCAAUUACUUUUAAUGGUGUUUUAUAACAUAGAAAAACUGGAGUUUUCAUGAGUUACAGUAAAUCCCACAGUUACUAAAAAAAAAAAAAAUCAAUACAACAUCCUACGCAACAUGUUACCGUGCCUUUGCCUAACCUAAAUGGAUAGUUGCAGUUAAGUAAGUCAGUAAUUCAAAUUUCAAUGUCUUUUCUGAAGUAACUAUGCUAUGAAUUGCAAAGACCUCCAUGAAACCACCCAUGGCCUUGCCUUUACAGUAACUAUGACAGCUAAGUGUUCAAUUCGUUUGCCUAGAUAGCAAAUGCUGCUGUGUUUGUUUUCUUACGCAACACUCAUCUGCUGUGUGAGCACUGUUUAGUAUUGAAAAACUCAACCUCCUAGUUAUCAGUAUCUUACUGUGAAGAAAUACUGGUCCUAGUUGUAAUUAAGAUACAAAUGGUACCGUGUGUAAUUAAACUAGAGUAACCUGUUGGAAUGGCUCUCUCCCUGUUAUUAAAGCUAGCAUAACAUAAGCAAAAUAGAUACACCGGCACUCCAUGGAGUGCUUUGCCACAUUGUUACCAGAAACCAAAAUUUCCAUACCAAGUUUGUACAGCAAAGUCCUAGGCCAGGUAUAAGAUUGUCUCUAAUAUCGAGAUCCAUAGUUAUUAUUUUUCAUUACCUCUUUUUGAACCUUGCUUUUGAAAUAUUCAUGUACUUUGAUUUCAUAUGGCCAAGACAUUGUACUUGAUGAUUGGUGAUCACUCAUGGAUGUCAAGAGUCCCUAACAGUUGUUUUUCUCCAGUUAUCACAGCAUUGAUACGAAUCCCUGUUCAGGUUAGUGGAGUGAAAUACCAGCUUGUCUACAGUGUGUUACUGUACAUUAAACUGAAAUAAUACAGGAAAGGAUUUUUUAUUUGGAUUAAAAAUAUGAAUACCAUAAAGUUUCUAGAUCAGGCUGUAACUUUUCCAGUGGAAUGCACUUGUAUCCCUAGAGGCUGCUUGCAUGGCCAUAGUGAGGAGAGGACCCUGUGGAGAGGAGGCGUGCCUGUAGAGAGGAGGGCGUCUGAGGAGAGGAAUCAUGGCCUGUGGAGAGGAGGGGCCUGAGGAGAGGAGGCAUGCCCUGAGGAGGAGGAGGAGGACUGAGGAGAGGAGGCAUGCCCUGAGGAGAGGAGGGGUGCCUGUGGAGAGGAGGGACUCCUGAGGAGAGGAGUCCCGGCCUGUGGAAAGGAGGGGUGCCUGUGGAGAGGAGGCAUGCCCUGUGGAGAGGAGGGCACCUGAGGAGAUCCAUGUGUGCUGGGCUCCUGUUCCCUGGCUUUGUGCAGUGCCUGUUGUGAUGUGCUGGGUUCCUGAGUGUGAAAAACUGUUGUUAUCCAGUUUGUAUUUCCUUGGUACAUUUUAAAAACAACACCGUCAUUGACUUUCCAAUUCAGUAAUAAAGUCUGGCAAAGCCUAUUUUGUAAACAAGUUAAUUUUAUAAUGUAAAAAAAGAAAGUUAAUCUAACCUUGACUUGUUAUUUGCACUUUCAUAGUCUAUACUUGAUACAUUCCCACUUUAUAUACAGUAGGAUUCUACAGACCUGUAGAUGUUUGGCCAAAUGAAUGCUGUUAAUAAUAUGUAAAAUUCUUUGAUUAAACAUUUAUUACUUAAA
Molecule: messenger RNA, 5969 nt
Organism: Psammomys obesus (fat sand rat)
Lineage: Eukaryota; Metazoa; Chordata; Mammalia; Rodentia; Muridae
Gene: Ankib1
Product: ankyrin repeat and IBR domain containing 1
Exons: 20
Coding region: 154-3429 (1091 amino acids)
Biological process (GO): protein polyubiquitination; ubiquitin-dependent protein catabolic process; positive regulation of proteasomal ubiquitin-dependent protein catabolic process
Cellular component (GO): cytoplasm; ubiquitin ligase complex
Molecular function (GO): ubiquitin conjugating enzyme binding; ubiquitin protein ligase activity; zinc ion binding
Source: RefSeq, a predicted model, not a curated record